Molecule: messenger RNA, 895 nt
Organism: Ceratitis capitata (Mediterranean fruit fly)
Lineage: Eukaryota; Metazoa; Arthropoda; Insecta; Diptera; Tephritidae
Exons: 3
Coding region: 136-606 (156 amino acids)
Source: RefSeq, a predicted model, not a curated record
UUCAAAAUUUUCAGCUGCACAUUUCUUUUUGUGCAACACAAGGGUGCAGUUCACACUAGUCACUAAUUUUUGAAAGUUUUGUACUUAACUAUUUGUGUAUUAAAUUAAUAUUUAAUAUUCUCUUUUUAAUUGAAAAUGAUAAUUAACGUGUGUGGUAGAAAGGUAUCAACCGUUUAUGCCGGUUGGUUAGGACUAUUAUUUUCCGCACUUAUAAUUCUUCCAUGUCUCAUGGCUCUGACAUUUGCGGAUGAUCUUACUCGAAGGAUCAUGGAUAUUCCGGAUGUAAAUUGUCGGGUUAGCUACGAUAAAGUACUUCAUGAUGUGACUACGUUAUGUAAAAUUUCCGUCAUUCUGGCCAUUUUGAGUAUGGUAGUAAGCUGUUGCUUAAUAAUAGAAUUAGAUAGGUUUGUUGUUCCCGUCUCCUGGAGGAGAGUUAAUUCGACAAGAAUCGAUUCAGUUAUUGUUUUUAAUAUCGCCGAUUCUGCGACAGCUGCUGAGUCCAAGUCAAAGAAGUCAGAAAACUUAGAAAAGUUUGGAAAGCUAGAAAAGUUAGAAAAGUUAGAAAAGUCAGAAAAGACAGAAAAGUCAGAAAUAUCCAUUGUAUAGAAGUUUCAAUUACUUCGAACAAAAGUAAAAAUUACAUACAUAUAUGAUAUUUAUAUAUAUAUAUAUAUAUAUGUAUAUGUAUUCUUUCGUAUAUGUAUGAAUAUUUAGUUCAAAUAAUCCUUGAAACGUGUAUGUUUCCAGAACAAAUAUAAAACAGGAGAAGAAUUUACAAAUUAGUAUUAAUAAAAACAAUUUACUACCUCUAAUAUACACAGUCCUAAAAAAAUAUACAAAAAAAGUAGAUUUAACUGACAUUAUCAUCUUCACAAAUCAUACAAAUAUGAAAAAA